UUCUUAUGCCUCACUCUCUUCACUAUAUCUCAUCGUUCUCUUCACUAUACUUCAUUAUCAUCACUUACAAAGAGCUUGACCACACUUACAAGAGCUUCAUUGACUAGACAAGAAGGAUAUCUGAAACUAUUCACAUUAAUAAUAGAGAAGAAAUGAUGGAAUUCCUGAAUUUCGGAAUCAUAACUUUUGUGCUUCUUGAAAGUAUAAUCCCUAUUGUCUUAACCAAGGUUUUUGAUGAUGAGGCCUGCCAACCGAAGACUCCAGAACGUCAUUUCAAGCCUAAACAACCUAUAAUGACGUUGGAAAAAGAAUUAUUGGACCAGUUUAAUGAAAUCAUUGUAAUUGGUGAUCAACAUGGAUGUUACGACGAACAGCAGCUAUUAAUAAACAGAUACAAUCUCAAUGAUACAGUUUUGAAAAUAUUCACGGGUGAUAUUACCACGAAAGGUCCUAAAAACCUUGAAGUUCUGCGGUACAUUAAGAACUGCAAAUCUUGCAUCACUGUCAGAGGUAAUAACGACGAAAAAACUCUACAGGAAAUUUGGAUGAAAGAAGUUAAACAUAAUUUCACUUAUGACCGAUUUGGUGAAUGGAUGAACGACUUGACAGAGGAUGAAAUUAAAUGGUUGAAACAGCUUCCAUAUUCGCUUUAUCUGCCAAGUUUGAAUGCCAGAGUGUGUCACGGGGGAUUCUUACCAGGUGGAGUACCUAUUGAAGACAACAGACCUUAUACAAUUAUGAACAUCAGAACGGUUAUUACUGACCCGAGUUGUCCAGGUGGAUGGAGACCAACUCGAGAAGAGUUCCUCCAUUUGCAUAACGAUCCAUCGUUUCCGUGGGCUUCGCAAUGGCGUGGACCAGAACAUAUUUUUUUUGGACAUGAUCAUAAAAGGCAACUACAGUUGUAUCCCUUCGCAACUGGUGUGGAUACAGCCUGUGUUAGAGGACAUUACAUGACAGGAAUUUUUAUCAAAGGCCCGAGAAAAGGAACUUUCGCUACUCAACCAGCUUUGGCUCAAUAUUAUAGAGGGAAAGUUUAGCAUUUGGCAUUGCAUUAGCAUCAAAUAUGAAAUAAAGUGAUCAAAGAAGUUGUUAAAUGUAGUUUAACUGUUAAGUAAGACAGCGGAAAGGAGACAAACCUUCUUUGAAAAAAAAAAUGGCAAUCCAUGUUUUCGCCGGACUUAAAAUAAAAAGUUUUGUCUUUCCAAUUAUUGAAAUCGAUGCAUUUAAGAAUGAGGUUAUUUUUAUAUUUGUUAUGCGUAAUAAUAUUCUAGUAUUUAUAUUUAUUAUGCAUGAGCAUGAAAGAAAACAAGUGUUUUUUCAUACCUGGUGGAUUUUUUUUUCAUGUAUGUCAUUUCAUCUUGCCCAUUUUUUAGACAACUGAUUGUAAAUUAAAAUGUUUUUAUAAAGACUA
This is a messenger RNA of Argiope bruennichi, 1414 nucleotides long. RefSeq names its product bis(5'-nucleosyl)-tetraphosphatase PrpE [asymmetrical]-like. The coding region runs from base 153 to 1040 and encodes 295 amino acids. The transcript is spliced from 2 exons. Gene Ontology annotation, biological process: polyphosphate catabolic process. Lineage: Eukaryota; Metazoa; Arthropoda; Arachnida; Araneae; Araneidae. Gene Ontology annotation, cellular component: cytoplasm. Gene Ontology annotation, molecular function: endopolyphosphatase activity; phosphatase activity. The record is from RefSeq and is a predicted model, not a curated record.